Molecule: messenger RNA, 878 nt
Organism: Drosophila persimilis
Lineage: Eukaryota; Metazoa; Arthropoda; Insecta; Diptera; Drosophilidae
Gene: tfc
Product: C-type lectin 37Db
Exons: 4
Coding region: 1-585 (194 amino acids)
Biological process (GO): biological process involved in interspecies interaction between organisms
Cellular component (GO): external side of plasma membrane
Molecular function (GO): carbohydrate binding
Source: RefSeq, a predicted model, not a curated record
AUGCAGAAUUAUUAUAUUUUGUCUGUGAUACUCUCGGUCCAGCUGCUGGGCAGCCUGGACACGAGGACAAUGGCCAUGGCAACGCCACAGAGCAAAGGAGCCGUCCAGGGUCCUGUAACGGACUGCCCGAACUGCGUGGACGAGUCACAGUACACGCCGAACAAAUGGACAAUGCCGCUGCUGAAGCUCGGGGAGAAGCGCUAUUACCUGGGCAUCUUCUUCAAGGCAAACUGGUUCAAAGCCACACAAUACUGCCGCUACCAUGGCAUGCAUUUGGCGAGCAUUUCAUCACAAGAAGAGAACGAUAGACUGGAGAAGCACAUACGUGACUUUGGCCUGGGCCACGAACAUUUCUGGAUAUCCGGCACGGACCUGGCCGACGAGGGCAACUUCUUCUGGAUGGCCACCGGUCGUCCGAUAACAUUCACCAACUGGAAUGCCGGGGAGCCGAACAACUUCCGCUACGAGAACGGGGAGGAGGAGAACUGCCUGGAGCUCUGGAAUCGCGACGGCAAGGGCCUCAAGUGGAACGACUCGCCCUGCAGCUUCGAGACCUACUUCGUCUGCGAGGUGCAGCCGAACUAGGAGGCGCCACAGAACCCACACACAACACACAACACACGACAAAAGACACAUCCAUUUAGGCAUAUAGUGAUUAGUGAUCCAAGGUUAGCCGCCUUAACCCUCGGGUUACCGCGAAACUUACAAGCGAAAGUGAAAGUGAAAGUGGACGUGGACGUGGAAGGAGCACGCAAUGAGAGAAAGUAGGGUUUUAUGUAUGUGUAAUGUAAGUGUAUAAAAUUUUUUUUGUUGAUAAUUAGAUAGUAAACGUAAUUAAAUUAUAAUUAGGACACUCUCCGUCUAUCUUCUCAUGUAAA